AUGGAAUAUUCUCAUCAAAAUCUCGAUAGUUAUUUCAUGUGGUCUCAAUUAAUAGUUGAAGUUUUAUUAAAAAUGGAAGAAACAGUUCAUCAAAACAAUUUCGAUUUGUUUAUUAAAAAUUGUAGAAAGCAAUAUGAUGGUAAUGUCAAUGAUAUGGAAAUUAUUCACCAAAUGGAAGAAUAUUAUGAUGCACAAGCUGCACUCUAUUGGUAUACACGCGAUUCAUUUCUAUAUCGUAUAUUAAACCGUGCUUUACGAUGUCGAGAUGAUCACACAUUAAUUAGCCUAUCAUUUUUUAUUCGUGAUAUUUAUAGUCGAUUAAAAUUCGAACAAAAGAAGUUUGCCAAUGAAUCGACAAUUAUUCGCGUGUAUCGAGGACAACUGAUGUCAGAUGUCGAAAUCGAAAAGAUGAAAGCCAAUAUUGGACAUUUCAUUUCAAUGAAUAGUUUCUUAUCGACAACGAAAGAUCGAAAGUUGGCAUCAGAAAUUUAUGCCGGUGCAAGAAACACUUAUACUAAUUUAAAAGAAGAAGGUGUACUAUUUGAAAUUGAAGCUGAUACUUGUUUAGUAGAUGCUAAACCAUUUGCCGAUAUCAGUCAACGUAGUGCAUUUGAUAAAGUAGAACAAGAAAUAUUAUUUAUGCUUGGAAGUGUAUUUAAAAUUAGUAGUGUUUCAAGAAAUGACAAUGAAAAUAUUUGGAUAAUUAAAUUACAGUUAAGUAGUCAAGAGGAAAAUGAUUUGAAAUUAAUUUUCGAAUAUAUGAAAAAUGAAAUACCGAAGGAAACCAAUUUGUUGUCACUUGGUAAUAUCUACUAUCAUAUGGGAAAAUAUUUUGAAGCUGAACGUUAUUUUAAUAAAAUAUUAGAUUCAUUAUCUGAAAAUGAUGAAGAUGUUGCAGGAUGCUACAGUAACCUAGGCAUGAUUGCCUAUUGUGGCCAUGGUGAUUAUAAAAAAGCGUACGUCAAUUAUUCAAAAGCGCUUGAACUUGAACUGAAGAAACCAUUGCGGCAUAAAUACAAUCUUGGCACUAUAUUUAACAAUAUAGGCAAUGCCUUAAAACAGCAGGGUCUAUUUGAACAAGCAUUAACACAGUUUUCUAAUAUUUUCGAGUUAGAUUUAAGUAGAAAAGGACAUCAAGGUCUUUUAUUAGCUAGUGCAUAUCUUAACAUUGGAAUUGUUUACAACGAACUAAAAAACUACGAUUUAGCUAUAAAACAUAUGAACGAAUCUUUAUCAAUUGGAAUGGAAGAACUUCCUAAAAGUCAUCCAUAUCUUGCAAGCACACUCAAUUACAUUGCACUUGCACAACAGCAUGCUGGUGAAUAUGAAAUUUCAAUGCUUAACUUUCAAAAAGCAUUGUCUAUUCAACUGAUGUGCAUGCCAAAUCAUCCUGAAACUGCAAUUACAUAUAAUAAUAUUGGCAUGACCUACGCUAUUGGAUUCGAAAAUUAUACUGAAGCUUUAAUAAACUAUGAGCAUGCAUUGAAAAUAUAUGAAAAUGCUUCAUUAACAGUUAAUCAUCCAGCUCUGGUAUCACUACUUACAAAUAUUGGCUUCAUACAUCGAUCCAAACACGAUUACAAUUUAGCUAUGGAAUAUUAUGAGAGAGCACUCAACAUUCAAUUAGAAUGUGCACCAGAGCAUUCUACUGUUGCUGUUAUUUAUAAAAAUAUAGCUUCAAUAUAUGAACAUGGAUUUCAAAAUCAUAAUGCAGCUUUAAGUAAUUAUAAAAAAGCAAUUGAAAUAUUCAGAGCUGUCUCACCAAACAAUCAUCCAGAUUUAGCGAAAACAUUAGCAACCAUGGCUGAACUUUAUAGUCAUAUGGAUGAAUACAAAUUAGCUUUGAUCAAUUACCAAGAAGCACUGAACAGCUUGUUGAUUUCUGCACCAAAUCGAAUUGAAACUGCCGCUACGCAUGUAGGCAUUGGCUUAGUUUAUUUUAAUGGUUUUCAAAAUUAUGUUGAUGCCUUGGUUCACUUAGAGAAAGCGUUGGAUAUCUACAAAAAUCUAUCAUUAUCAGAAGAAAUAAAUGCUGCUCAGAAUUGUAUUGAUGAAAUUAAGCAACUCAUGGAAAAUGAUGAUCCACUGAGUUAUCUACUGAUUCCAAAUCAACGUUAUUCAAUGAGACAAAUAUUAGGUAAUGGAGAAAUUCUCACAAAUAGUAAUCAAACUGGAGAACGUGUUUCCAUGUCUGAUUUUAUUAAAAAUAACGCCGCUAUUGGCUUAUAUAUUGUAGAUCCUUCAACUGUAAGUCGCCAGUUUACUUUAAAAUUGGUUGAUAUAUAUAACAAACUGAUAGUUAAUAAUAGAGAUCGAUCAUUAUUAUUCGAUAUAAUUUAUAUAUGGCUGUAUGACUUUGAUAAAGAAUCAUUUGAUGAACAUUACAAAGACAUGCCUUGGAAAACAAUACCCUAUGGAGAACAAAAUUCGAUGAUAUUAAUCAAGAGAUUAGAGAAAUACUUUGAUAUGCAAAAAAUACCAACGUUAAUUGUUUUGUACGCAUCGACUGGUGAAUGUUUAACAAAUAAUGGCUAUCCAGUCAUUAGUAAAAUGGAACUGAAUGCAAUAGAAUCUUGGUGUUGUGGCAAAAAAGUGUUUUGUCCUCGAUUGCCAGAUGAAGAAUUUGUUUGGUAUCAUAUAUGUUGUGACGGUGGCUGUGGCAUGUUUCCAUUUAUUGGGUUGAGGUAUCACUGCAAAAUAUGUGGAGAUUAUGACAUGUGUGCAAAGUGUAAACAAGAAAAAGGACAUGAACAUGAAUUACAUUUAAUAGCACCUUUGUAUGAACUCGAUGAAGAAAAUUAA
This is a messenger RNA of Rotaria sp. Silwood1, 2802 nucleotides long. The record is from the annotation of a GenBank genome assembly. Lineage: Eukaryota; Metazoa; Rotifera; Eurotatoria; Philodinida; Philodinidae.